CGCGCUCGCAGUGCGCACGCGUGGCCUCGCCGGGCUUUCCUACUGUCGUUUUGCGCCGGGCGGGCUGUCGAGCGUCUUCCUCUGUCCUCAGCCGGCGCCGCUCCCUCGCCCCUCGGCUUCCAGUCGCUGCCCUCCGGCGCCAUGGUGCUCGACCUGGACCUCUUCCGCGCCGACAAAGGCGGAGACCCUGAGCUUGUGCGGGAGACGCAGCGGAAGCGCUUCAAGGACCCGGCGCUGGUGGACGCGCUGGUGGCCGCCGACGGGGCCUGGCGGAGAUGCAGAUUCCGUGCAGACAAUCUGAACAAACUGAAGAACCUUUGCAGCAAAACUAUAGGCGAGAAAAUGAAGAAAAAAGAGCCAGUAGGAAAUGAUGACCACAUACCAGAAAAUGCACAAAAUCUUGAUGAACUUACAGCAGACAUCUUAGCAGGUCUUCAAGUAAGCCAAAUAAAGAAAGUUCGUCUUCUAAUUGAUGAAGCAAUACUGAACUGUGACGAAGAGCGCUUGAAGCUGGAGGCAGAGCGGUUUGAAAACCUCAGAGAAAUUGGAAAUCUCCUUCAUCCCUCUGUGCCAAUCAGUAAUGAUGAGGAUGCAGAUAACAAAGUGGAGAGGCUAUGGGGAGACUGCACAGUGAGGAAAAAGUAUUCUCAUGUGGACUUGGUUGUCAUGGUGGAUGGCUAUGAGGGAGAAAAGGGAGCCAUUGUUGCUGGAAGCAGAGGAUACUUUCUAAAGGGUGCCCUGGUUUUUCUAGAGCAAGCUCUCAUCCAGUAUGCCCUGCAGACGCUGCUUAGCAAAGGUUACACCCCUGUUUAUACCCCUUUUUUCAUGAGAAAAGAGGUGAUGCAGGAAGUGGCCCAGCUAAGCCAGUUUGAUGAAGAGCUCUACAAGGUACUUGGCAAAGGCAGUGAGAAGAGCGAUGAUAACACUAUUGAUGAGAAAUACCUGAUUGCUACAUCUGAACAGCCAAUUGCAGCAUUGCACAGGGAUGAAUGGCUUAAGCCAGAGGACCUGCCCAUCAAAUACGCUGGGCUGUCUACCUGCUUCCGCCAGGAAGUUGGUUCACAUGGCCGUGAUACCAGAGGCAUUUUCCGUGUGCACCAAUUUGAAAAGAUUGAGCAAUUUGUCUACGCAUCACCUCAUGAUAACAAGUCUUGGGAGAUGUUUGAUGAGAUGAUUGCAACUGCUGAAGAGUUCUAUCAAUCUCUGGGCAUCCCUUACCAUAUUGUGAAUAUUGUCUCAGGUUCCUUGAAUCAUGCUGCCAGUAAGAAGUUGGACUUGGAGGCAUGGUUCCCAGGUUCAGGAGCUUUCCGUGAACUUGUUUCUUGCUCGAACUGCACUGACUACCAGGCACGUCGACUGCGGAUCCGUUAUGGACAAACUAAGAAGAUGAUGGACAAAGUGGAGUUUGUGCAUAUGCUCAAUGCCACAAUGUGUGCUACAACACGUGCUAUAUGUGCCAUCCUUGAGAAUUACCAGACAGAGGAAGGAAUCAUUGUACCAGAGAAAUUAAGGGACUUCAUGCCACCAGGCCUGAAAGAAAUGAUAAAAUUUGUAAAACCUGCUCCUAUUGAUCAGGAACUUUCCAAGAAGCAGAAGAAACAGCAUGAGGGGAGCAAAAAGAAAUCGGCUGGUGGGGACUGUGCACUGGAAGGAAAGAUGCAGAACAUGGAUGUGAACAGUCCCUAAAAGGGAUCUAUCUAUGUGUCACUUUUUCUGAGAUUGCACAGUUUAGUGCAUAAAGCUGCAGGGGGUGCUGGAUAUGAAUUCCUGCUUUGUCUCAUCCCUCUUGUCACCAUGGGCAAGUUACUUUUUUCCAUCUCGGCUUCCACCCUCCGUAGCCUGGGAAGAUGUUCCUUCCCAUGCUGGCUCUGAGGAUCCACUGGUGUUUGUUUUCACAUUGAAUGUGGAAAGCACUAGAGGUGCUGACCAGUUCCCCAGAAGUCUGUAUGUCUUACAUUAUGUUAAUUAUCCAUGGAAACAGUUUCUAUUCAAACCCCUAGUUGCAAAUCCAAGCAGAGGGAACAAACUGCUAUAUCAUGUUUAUUUGCUGAAAAUCUCUGCUGAGCAGAAGCAACACUGGGAUAAAGCAAAGAUCAAAAGGGAAAAUAAGUAUAGGCAUGUGGCGUUUUACUGUAAAGACAGUCUUUGCAUAGUCAUAGGAUUUUACCUGAUAUGGUGGCACUCAGUGAAUAAAGCAAGCAUUGAAAAAAAAUGA
Molecule: messenger RNA, 2215 nt
Organism: Podarcis muralis (Common wall lizard)
Lineage: Eukaryota; Metazoa; Chordata; Lepidosauria; Squamata; Lacertidae
Gene: SARS1
Product: seryl-tRNA synthetase 1
Biological process (GO): seryl-tRNA aminoacylation
Molecular function (GO): ATP binding; serine-tRNA ligase activity
Source: RefSeq, a predicted model, not a curated record